Salvia hispanica is the source of this 1906-nucleotide messenger RNA. RefSeq names its product nuclear transport factor 2-like. Gene Ontology annotation, cellular component: ribonucleoprotein complex; cytosol. Gene Ontology annotation, molecular function: mRNA binding. Lineage: Eukaryota; Viridiplantae; Streptophyta; Magnoliopsida; Lamiales; Lamiaceae. The record is from RefSeq and is a predicted model, not a curated record.
UCUCAUUUUUUAGAAUAAAUCUGUAGAAACCCUUUCAUUCCCUCAUUUUCCGUCUCUCUCCACACUGCCCGCGCUCGCGAUCCACCGUUGCGCCUUAUUUUCGCCGUCCAAACCCUAGAUUCCGUCACCGGAGCUGCGGCGCCUUAUCAGAGUUUGUAGAGCAGCUAUUACGAUUUGCUUCCAGGUCGUUUCGUGAGAUCGGAGAUGUCGGCGGCAGCAGCAGAGGUAGCAGCUCAGCAACCAGUUACUGCGCAAGUUGUUGCGAGCGCAUUUGUGAUUCAGUAUUAUCAUAUUCUGCAUCAGACGCCGGAACAUGUUUAUCGGUUUUAUCAGGACAUAAGUAAGCUUGGUCGUCCACAGGAGGAUGGCACCAUGACCAUCACCACCACUAUGCAAGCCAUAAAUGAGAAGAUUCUUGCCCUCAAACCUCUUGAUUUCUUAGCAGAGGUUAAAUCAGUAGAUUCUCAAGAGUCCUUUAGUGGUGGAGUUCAUGUUCUUGUAACUGGCUAUCUGAUGGGGAAGGACAAGUCAUGCCGCAAUUUUGCGCAGUCCUUUUUCCUUGCCCCUCAGGACAAUGGUUAUUUUGUUCUGAAUGAUAUGCUUCGGUAUCUGGAUAGUGUCCCUGCGAACCCAGCUGUGCUCAAUGACACUGUGCCAGUGCCUGCUGCCCCAGCAACAAUUGUGGACAAUCAUGUCCCUGAUUCGGGGGAUAGCCAGAGGUUCUCGGAGGAUGCCGCACCUCCCGCAGAAGAAGUUGUGGCAGGAGAAGUUUACAAUUCACUUGAGAAUGGUGAUGUGCCGAUCCUUGAAGAAGAAGUCCCGGUGGCUGAGGUUGUUGAUGAAGUAGAAAAUGACGAACAGAUGAUUGUUCAAUCUAGUGCCAAAAUUGAGGAAUUGCCAAAGAAAUCUUAUGCAUCUAUUGUGAUGCAUCUCAAGGAAAGUGUUGCAUCUUCCCCACGCCUGCAAGUGGCUCCUAGGAAACCUCCACCAAAGAUUGUAGAGCCAAUGCAUCCACCUUCUUCCACAGUAACCGAUGGACCUAUUUCUGGUUCAGAAGCUGUUGAUAAUGGAAACAACGCUGAGGGUGAAGCUGAUGGCUACUCAAUAUACAUAAAGGGUCUCCCUAUGAAUGCUACUGAGAGCUUACUUGAGGAAGUAUUCAAGAAAUUUGGUACCAUCAAGAGCGAUGGAAUUCAAGUUAGGAGCAACAGACAACAAGCGUUUUGUUUUGGCUUUGUGGAAUUUGAGGAUGCAAGUUCUGUACAAAAAGCUCUCGAGGCUUCUCCAGUGACAAUUGGUUCACGUCAAGCAUUUGUUGAGGAGAAGAGGUCUACUAACACUCGAAAUUCCAAGGGGAGAUUUCAACCAGGAAGGGGUGCUGGAUUCAGAAAUGAAGGAGUAAGAGGACGUGGGAACUAUGGAGGUGGGAGGGGAUACGGGAGGGGUGAUUUUAAUGGCAGGGGUGAGUUUGGCGGCAGGGGUGGCAGGUCCUCAAACCGUGAUGGAUAUCAGAGGUCUGAAAACAUGAGUAGCAAUGGAGGCGGUCGCAUGAACCGUACAGGUGGCCUCACCAAUGGUAACACAAAGAGUAUGGCACCUCGGGUUUCUGCUACUGCUUGAGCGAUGAAGGUAGUCAGUUUUGUUGCUUCAACUAGGAUUUAUUUUAGUUUAUAGGGAAUUUUACAUCUCAAAAUUAUUUUUGUCCAACAGCUAACCCCACUUUGCCGAUUUUGUUCACAAUUUUCCCAUUUUGGGUAUAAAUUAUUUAUCAGUAGGAUGAGAUUAAGUAGGUUCCCUUUUUUAUAUAAAAAAAUAGCCUAUUCAUUGGAAUGAAACUGGUUUUCCCGUUGGAUUCAUUGCUUAUGACAAUGGUAAUGUUAUGCUAUUCUUUCAGUGUGUUUCUUUA